Messenger RNA from Eruca vesicaria subsp. sativa (arugula), 898 nucleotides. Lineage: Eukaryota; Viridiplantae; Streptophyta; Magnoliopsida; Brassicales; Brassicaceae. The record is from the annotation of a GenBank genome assembly.
CUAAAAUGACAGGUGCUCUUUGCAGUAGUACAGCACAAUUGUGUGAACACACUCUCAGAAAUCAAUAGAUUGAAACCUCUCUAGUUGCAGAAAUGGCGGCAGCUUUAGCCUCCAGACUCACCAAAGGACGUUCAUUGCUUGGAGGUCUUACCAAUGCUUUCUCUGGUUUGAUGAGUUCAUCAUCAAGUGGAAGCAUCCUUUCUCAGCAGCAGCAAAGGACGUUCAUUCAAAUGGGAACGAAACUCAAAGUCGUGGAUAACUCGGGUGGAAAGGAGGUGAUGUGCAUUCAAUCUCUAAGGGGAAAGAAAGGAGCAAGACUCGGCGAUAUCGUCAUCGGAUCGGUGAAAGAGGCUGUACCAAAAAGUGAUGUAAAGAAAGGGAAAGAUGCCAUUCAAAAAGGCAAAGUGAAGAAAGGACAAGUCGUGUACGGUGUGGUUGUGCGUGCUGCGAUGCAGAAAGGGCGUGUUGAUGGAAGCCAAGUCAGGUUUGAUGACAAUGCCAUCGUUGUUUUGGGCAUUAAGGAAAAGACGAAAGUGGAUGAAAAUGGUAAGAAGAAAAAGCAAGAGUAUAAGGGUAGUUUUUACCAACCGCUUGGUACCCGAGUGUUUGGUCCUGUCCCGCACGAGAUGCGCGUCAAGAAACAGCUCAAGAUCCUUUCUUUGGCUCAGCAUCUUGUUUGAGACUCUGAGCUAUUAUUAUCUCUUUAUAUAAUGCGACUGUAAUCCAUCCAUCAGAUAGACUUCUGUUGUAUUAAUUAAACUACUUGACAUUUUUUAGUCCCCAGUUCUGAAGUCUUUGCGGCAAUUAGUUAUUUUUAGAAAAAAACAUUAUGAAAAUGGAGAGAAGACUUUCUAAGUGUUAAACCCCAUUGUUUAUUCUAUAAAUCAGUUUAAAUAGC